CCCGGGCCCCCGAGGGCGAUGCCGCUGCCCGACACCAUGUUCUGCGCGCAGCAGAUCCACAUCCCGCCGGAGCUGCCCGACAUCCUGAAGCAGUUCACCAAGGCCGCGAUCCGCACCCAGCCCGCCGACGUGCUGCAGUGGUCCGCGGGGUACUUCGCCGCCUUGUCCAGAGGGGACCCGCUGCCCGUGAAGGAGAGGGUCGAGAUGCCCGUGGCCACGCAGAAGACAGACACGGGGCUGACGCAAGGGCUCCUCAAGACCCUGCACAAGCAGUGUGGCCACAAGCAGUUCGUGAACCUGGAUGACCUGGAGAAGAAAUGGAGAAACCUGUGCCUGCCCAUGGAGAGCUUGAAGGCCAUCCUGGACCUGGACCCCUGCAAGGAGAAGGUCGAGUGGGUCAAAUUCUUGGCGCUGUGCUGCAGCUCGCUCAGUGGGACGCUGAACUCGGCCAUGCAGAACGUGUGUGAGAUCCUCACCACUGACCCGGAGGGCGGCCCGGCCCGAAUCCCCUUCGAGCUCUUCUCGGGCAUCUACCAGUACCUGUGGCGGCUGGAGAGCCCGGGGCCCGAGUCGGACAUGCAGGCCUACCUCGCCUCUCUCCGGACCACCAUAGACUCAAAAAAGGGGGAAACUCUGAUAGGACCCGCGGAUUUCUUCUAUCCGACAAAAAAGCUUUAG
This is a messenger RNA of Sorex fumeus (smoky shrew), 678 nucleotides long. RefSeq names its product rhophilin associated tail protein 1 like (gene ROPN1L). Bases 19 to 678 code for a protein of 219 amino acids. The record is from RefSeq and is a predicted model, not a curated record. The transcript is spliced from 5 exons. Lineage: Eukaryota; Metazoa; Chordata; Mammalia; Eulipotyphla; Soricidae.